Molecule: messenger RNA, 1469 nt
Organism: Zymoseptoria tritici IPO323
Lineage: Eukaryota; Fungi; Ascomycota; Dothideomycetes; Mycosphaerellales; Mycosphaerellaceae
Exons: 5
Coding region: 70-1107 (345 amino acids)
Biological process (GO): purine ribonucleoside salvage
Cellular component (GO): cytosol; nucleus
Molecular function (GO): adenosine kinase activity
Source: RefSeq, a predicted model, not a curated record
CCAUUCUCCCUCUCUUCUACGACACAAUCAAAAUCUUCCUACAUUCAGCACAAUAACCACAUCACGGACAUGUCUGCCAACGAUAGCUACGAGCUUCUCUGCUUGGAGAAUCCUCUUCUCGACAUCCAGGGCGAGGGAGAUGAGGCUCUCCUCAAGGAGUACGGCCUCAAGGCCAACGACGCCAUUCUCGCCGAGAAGCAGCACAUGACCCUCUACGAGGAGCUUAUCAAGAACCGCAAUGCGAAGUUGAUCGCGGGUGGUGCUGCUCAGAACACAGCAAGAGGCGCUCAGUACCUCCUCCCAGCCGACUCCGUGGUGUUCUUCGGCUGUGUCGGAAAGGACAAGUACGCCGAGACACUUCUCGAGGCCAACAAAGCUGCUGGCCUCGCUGUUCGGUACCUCUACGACACAGAGCAGCCCACCGGACGCUGUGGUGUGAUCAUCACUGGACAUGACCGCAGCAUGUGCACAGACCUCGCAGCAGCGAACUGCUACAAGAUUGAGCACUUGAAGGAGAACUGGAGCGUAGUUGAGAAGGCCAAGGCAUACUACGUCGGUGGAUACCACUUGACGGUGUGCGUGCCGGCCGCUCUUGCUCUUGGCAAGGAAGCUGCGGAGAAGAACAAGCCAUACAUUUUCUCCCUCUCGGCGCCUUUCAUUCCCCAAUUCUUCAAGGAUCAGCUCGAUCAGGUUGCUCCAUACUGGGAUUACGUCGUCGGUAACGAGACCGAGGCCGCCGCGUACGCUGACUCUCACGACCUGAAUACCCACGACAUCCCAACCAUCGCCAAAGCGCUCGCCAACUUGCCAAAGGAGAACAAGCAGCGAAAGCGUAUUGCGAUCAUCACUCAGGGGACCGACCCAACCAUCAUUGCCGUGCAGGGCGAGGAUGAGGUCAAGACGUUCCCUGUGCACCAGAUUCCGAAGAGCGAGAUCAACGACACCAACGGUGCUGGUGACAUGUUCGCGGGAGGCUUCGUUGCUGGUAUCGUGAAGAACGCCAGCCUCGAGACUUGUGUCGACAUGGGACAGUGGCUUGCGGCGCUGAGCCUGCGCGAGUUGGGACCAUCCGUCCCAUACCCAAAGAAGACCUAUUCCAAGGCGUAAAUGGUGACGCGUAGCAGCAUGUCGAGGCUCCCGAUUCGAUUUGGCAUUAUCUGACGGGCGCCCGACGUUUCAACAACUUUCAACACUUUGAUUGUACGGCGUGGGCAUGGAAAUGACAUGAGAUACCCAGAAUUCGCAUCCUCCACGAUGUGGGAUGCAUUGACGCAAGGAAAAUAAAUAGAAGACGUAUACUUGACGAUCCGAAAAAAGAACGAGUACUAUGAUGGCGUCUCCGCGGCACUGCAUGGCUUACUGAAAUUCCAUUCCAUGACGACUGUCGACGAAUAGAACAGGCGGUGUCCUCGAGCACGAAAUUGGUAUAUCAGAGGAAAAAGUCCCGACUUCAAUUGAGAUGAUCAUGU